This is a messenger RNA of Gekko japonicus, 337 nucleotides long. Its product is annotated as long-chain fatty acid transport protein 1-like. The record is from RefSeq and is a predicted model, not a curated record. NCBI's taxonomy places the organism in Eukaryota, Metazoa, Chordata, Lepidosauria, Squamata, Gekkonidae. The annotation marks the transcript as partial. Gene Ontology annotation, molecular function: long-chain fatty acid-CoA ligase activity; long-chain fatty acid transmembrane transporter activity; fatty acid transmembrane transporter activity. Gene Ontology annotation, biological process: positive regulation of protein serine/threonine kinase activity; medium-chain fatty acid transport; phosphatidylcholine biosynthetic process. The transcript is spliced from 2 exons. Gene Ontology annotation, cellular component: mitochondrial inner membrane; plasma membrane.
AUUAUCCAGUACAUCGGGGAGAUCUGCAGGUAUCUGCUAAAGCAACCGGUUCGGGAGGCAGAAAUGCAGCACCGCGUGCGGCUGGCGAUAGGCAACGGCUUGAGGCCCACCAUCUGGGAGGACUUCACCCAGCGCUUCCGCAUCAAACAGAUCGGGGAGUUCUACGGAGCUACGGAAUGCAACUGCAGCAUCGCCAACCUGGACAACAAGGUUGGCGCCUGUGGCUUCAAUAGCCGGAUCUUGCCCAACGUGUACCCUAUCCGCUUGGUGAAAGUAAAUGAGGACACCAUGGAGCUGAUACGGGAUUCGAAUGGGCUCUGCAUCUCCUGCCGUCCAG